Protopolystoma xenopodis is the source of this 219-nucleotide messenger RNA. The record is from the annotation of a GenBank genome assembly. Lineage: Eukaryota; Metazoa; Platyhelminthes; Monogenea; Polystomatidea; Polystomatidae.
GCGCCACGUACAUGUGACUUCAACGUUAAACUGCUUCGACCUCCUGCCUGCAUGAUUGAUCAACUGCAUCUCAUAGAUACCGUUGUCUUCCACCUGUGCAUUUCUGACUACCAGAUGGCGGCCAUGAAGCGCGAAAAUGCGGGGUCGAACCGACUGACCAACGGAAGCAGGGUCAUCAGGCCAAGCCGCAAUGAACUUUCCGCGACCACCGACAGAUAA